Messenger RNA from Lates calcarifer (barramundi perch), 2935 nucleotides. Its product is annotated as homeobox protein Hox-A10. NCBI's taxonomy places the organism in Eukaryota, Metazoa, Chordata, Actinopteri, Centropomidae. Gene Ontology annotation, biological process: regulation of transcription by RNA polymerase II. The transcript is spliced from 2 exons. Gene Ontology annotation, cellular component: nucleus. The record is from RefSeq and is a predicted model, not a curated record. Bases 941 to 2083 code for a protein of 380 amino acids. Gene Ontology annotation, molecular function: RNA polymerase II cis-regulatory region sequence-specific DNA binding; DNA-binding transcription factor activity, RNA polymerase II-specific.
UAGUAAUUUUAGCAGCACAGAAUGUUACAGUUGAACGAUGUAAACUUGAUAUUGAGGAUGACAGAGCCUGUGGAAAAAAUAUAUAAACGAAAAUCUGAACAAAUGAACAAAGCAGUAUGUUUGAUAUUACUCACUCUAGUUCCUUGCGACAUCAGUCUUAACAUAUUUGCUUUUAGUGCGGAAGAACUCAGACUGUCUUCGGGCUAAAGGAUGCACCAUAUAAAACGGCUCUUUGCCAAGUCAUUUCGCCAAAGGCGAAUUCUCCCUACAGUUCAAAACACUUUAUUACCACUAAGUCCCAUGGCUUUGUUAUUUUAUGUCUUUGUUGGUGGGUUUCAGCAGCCACAUACUUUCAAACUUGAUUUGCCACCUUUAGGCCACAUCUUCCUAAUGUAAAGUAGUAUUUUUAUUUACUUAUUUACUUUUUGUAAUAAAGGCGGCUGUUUUGUUCAGCUUCAGGCAAAAGUUGCACCCAAGUCUCUCAUAUCAGCUCAUGGGUUUGAGGUUUUUGCAAAUCUGUGUUGCAUCUAUUGUUGAGCUUUGUGGUAACAUUUGAUUUGCAUGUAGAAAAGGUACAAUCAGUGCUUCAGACAGCAUUUAGCGGUUUGUACAGUUGAGAGGUGUUUCUAAAGCUUGUUCCGAGAAUGCGUCCGAUAACUGCAGAAUUUUCCAUAAAAAUGUAUUUUUAAACUUUGUAUCGUGUUAGACCUCGCCCCUUGUACGGGGGUAAUGGUGGUGCAUUAAGGCGAGGUGAGGGAACACACUGAUUGCUGUGCUGUCUCCUUUCUCUGCCUCAGCUCCAUGAUGGAUAUCGCUCCGGCUGCUACGUAGCCACGGAGUGGGAGGGACUGCCCAUCUUCCAGCAUUUCCAUUGGUUUUACAGUCCGCACGGCGGAGAGGGGGGUGCCUCUAAUCAUAUCCAGCAUGUUUUGUACAAGAAAUGUCAGCCAGAAAGGGCUAUCUUCUCCCUUCGCCAAAAUACACCACAAUAAUGUCAUGUUCGGACAGCCCGUCAGGAAAUGCGUUUUUAGUGGAUUCUCUGAUCAGUGGCCGCACCGAAAGCGGCGGAGGUCACUAUACAGGGAGCGCGGUGUGCGUGCCUCAUAGCAGCGCUACAGAAGUGCCUUACGGACUACACAACUAUGGAUACUUCCCAGGUAUGGGUAAGCGGAGCGAGGUGGGUCCCCAAAACAUGGUGUCCGCCUCGGGGGCGUAUAUGUCCAGCAUGGAGAUGUGGAUGGACGCGCAGAGGUCAUGUCGAAUGGACCAAGAGCACCCGGUAGGUCCUCAGGUCGCGCCCUGCUCGUUCCCGCAGAACAUUAAGGAAGAGAGCACCUACUGCCUGUAUGAGCAGCCGAAGUGCCCUAAAGCCUCCACCGCCGAAGAUCUUACAUAUUCGAGGUUAACUGCCGCCGGCCUCGGGUCGAGUUCUUGUACAGUUACCGAUGGCGGCGGCGGCGGAGGCUCAGUGCCUGUGCCGGGCUACUUCCGCUUGUCUCAGACGCACGCACAUUCUCAUAAACUUUACAACACCAACGGCCCCCAGCCGAACCCUUCCCAUUCUCAUUUUGGCCUACACCCCACUGCUCCCGCUCGCUUCCACACGCCACCAACUUCGACUUCUGCUCCAGCCACGGCGCAGGAAGGAAGAAACACCGAGGAGCCCGUGUCCUCGGCGAAAGCAGACCUGCUGCAGCCUCACGCUGCACCGGGGACCGAGGAGACGCGAGAGUCCUCGGAUGCAGAAGCCUCCUCAGCUGACGAGGCAGAGGAGCAUGACAAAGAGAGACCAGCAAAACCCACAAAAGGAGACCCAAAAAGUGAAAACACGGCCAACUGGCUGACAGCAAAAAGCGGCCGGAAGAAACGCUGUCCCUACACCAAGCACCAGACACUGGAGCUAGAGAAGGAGUUCCUCUUCAACAUGUACCUGACCCGAGAGCGCCGCCUAGAGAUCAGUAAAAGCGUCCACCUGACGGACAGACAGGUCAAAAUCUGGUUCCAGAACCGCAGGAUGAAACUGAAGAAAAUGACGCGAGAGAACAGGAUCCGGGAGCUCACCUCCAACUACGGAUUUUCGUGAUGAAAGAGGUGACCACUAUUUGAAAAUAGAAGAAAAAAAUAAUAAUGGUGAAAUCCAUUACUACCCCCCUCCUCCUCCUACCAGCCAGCCACCCCACUCCACUCCACCCUCCUUCCACCACUUUGUCAACAUGACUCAUUUCACUGUGGGGUACAAGUUUCUUUUAUUUCCAGACACGCUUAAUGUCAAGGCAUCGUCCUCUGUAAGCUACUGAGAAAAGAGAAAAAAGGAAAAAAUGAAUGUUAGAGGUUCUAUUUGAUUGUUUUCUGAUGUUGUGUUUUUUUGUAUUUGUCGACACGUUUCUGUCACCUCUGUGGUAUGGUUGGAUAGUGUCGUCAGUGGAGUCAAAUCAAUGCAAUUUAAAAAAAAAAAAAAAAAAACAACAAACACACACACAACACACACACACACUCACACACACAUUGUGCCCCAUUGUGGAGGGUGGUUUAAAUUGCCCACUAUCUCCCUCCACCGCUGGAAAAUAAUCUUCCUCUAAAUUUAGCCAAACAAAUAUGAAUUUAUUUUAUUUUCAAUUGGAAUUGCAUGUUACACACAGGUUUACUACAUUUUUUUUCCUUUUUAAACCUGGAUUAUCCCCCCCCCCCCCGGCCAUGUAUCACCAAGGGAAGAAUAAUAAUUCACCUAUGACCAUUAGAUGUAGUCCACCAUGAUAUAGGUCUAUUCUAUGUAUGAGCUAAAUGUAUAAAUUGAAUCUCUAUUCACGUUUGAGGACGUUUACACGAAAAAAAAACGGUGCGCAAAGUGAAGGAGGAAUGUUUUUAUUGUAUAUUUCUGUGUACAUAUGACAUUGUGUUUUUGUGUAAUGCUUAAUAAAUUAUCAGCUCGCAUUAA